This is a messenger RNA of Cicer arietinum (chickpea), 1071 nucleotides long. RefSeq names its product zinc finger BED domain-containing protein RICESLEEPER 2-like. The record is from RefSeq and is a predicted model, not a curated record. Gene Ontology annotation, molecular function: DNA binding. Lineage: Eukaryota; Viridiplantae; Streptophyta; Magnoliopsida; Fabales; Fabaceae.
AUGAAUGAAAGUUGUAAUCCGUUAGUUAAUGUUUUUACACCAAAUGAAAAUGUGCAAACACCACACGAUGAGACAAAUGAUAAUAUGACAGAUGAAAUACCCGAAGAUCGUAACAAUAGACUUAAAAGUAUUGUAUGGGAUUAUUUUACAAAGGUCAAAGUUGAUGAAAAAGAAAAGACUAAAUGUAAUUAUUGCAAGAAAUUGUUUGGUGAGAGAGCAAGAGACGAGAACUCACACUUGCGCGGACAUAUGAAAAUAAGUACUCCACGUUUGAAUACCAUGGGACAUAAUAACGAACAAAUAUUUCUUACCGCUAAGGUCUUGCAAGGUAAAAAGGAGUUGGUGACUGGAAUUUAUGAUGCUGAAAAUGCUAGGAAAGAGCUUGCACAUGCAAUUAUUUUGCAUGAAUAUCCACUUUCAAUAGUGGAGCAUAUUGGUUUUAGGAGAUACUCAGUCUCUCUCCAACCAUUAUUUCAAGUUCCUUGUAGAAAUACUAUAAAGAAAGAGAUAUUUAAAGUGUAUGAAGUUGAGAAAACCAUAAUUUUGAAGUUGUUAGAAACUCUCCCACAAAGAGUGGCCAUUACUUCUGACAUGUGGACUGCGAGCAAUAAAAAAAAAAGGUUUAUUUAUGUUCCUGCCCCUCAUACAAGUAAAAGACUUUGUAAAGCAUUGGUUGAAUGUUUGAUGGAUUGGAACAUUGAUACAAAAUUGUCAACUAUCACUUUAGAUAAUUGUAGCACUAAUGAUGCAAUAAUCGAAAAAAUUAAGGAUAAGUUGCAAUUGAAUACAUUGUUAAAGGAUGAGGUCUUACUUCACAUGCGUUGUUGCGCACACAUUCUUAAUUUGAUAGUAAAAGAUGGGUUAGAAGUUGUGAAAGAUGGAGUGGAGAGGAUUCAAGAUAGUGUUGCAUAUUGGACUGCAACACCUAAAAUGAAGGAAAAGUUUGAGGAGACUGUCAAACAAUUACGAAUCUCUUGCACCAAGAAUUUGGUUUUAGAUUGUCCGACUAGAUGGAAUUCAACUUACAAGAUGCUUGAUGUUGCCAUUUUGUAUGAAGAUGUAUUUAGUUGA